Molecule: messenger RNA, 4529 nt
Organism: Scleropages formosus (Asian bonytongue)
Lineage: Eukaryota; Metazoa; Chordata; Actinopteri; Osteoglossiformes; Osteoglossidae
Gene: atad2
Product: ATPase family AAA domain containing 2
Exons: 28
Coding region: 139-4167 (1342 amino acids)
Biological process (GO): transcription initiation-coupled chromatin remodeling; nucleosome disassembly; nucleosome assembly
Cellular component (GO): nucleus
Molecular function (GO): ATP hydrolysis activity; ATP binding; chromatin binding
Source: RefSeq, a predicted model, not a curated record
AAUGAAGGGUUCGGAAAAGAGGGAAAACACUGCGAGGGACUGUCGUUUUUAAUUACUUAUGGAAAACUAUUUAUAAUAAUUUUUAGAGGAAAGCCUCAGCAGUCCUCGUAUGCUAAAGCGGCGGACGCUCGGAGCGAAAUGGUGAUGCUACGCAGCAACGCGGCCGCCGAGCCGGCGACCCGCAGGCGGCCGACCGAGCUCGAUUCGAGCUCCGAGUUUCUCUCCCUGCGGCCGCCGCUGAGGAAGUCGGCUCGCCUGAACCGCGGCCUGGAUGACAGCCUUGGCGGCGCCCACAACGCCUCGGACAGCGGCCAUUUGUCACCAAAGGAGGAUGAGCAUGCAAGUCAAAACCAAAGGACACGGGUACCGAAAGAGAAAUGCAAAUCACCUUUUGAGAAUAUGAAUGGAUCAGAUGUGUUGCUAGAAGAAAGAACUGGAAAAUAUUUCACAAGGAAGUCCCCAAAGUUGAAGGCUGGUGAAAAAACUAAUGGAGACCAGAAAACUGUGAAGUGUGAAUCACUAAAAAAUGGUGAUGUGGAGAGGAGGCUCACUUUAAGAAACUCCCAGAGUAAACUGAGAGUGAUGGAGGAGGGUGGUUCGGUACGGCGCAGCUCCCGAAUUACCAGAUACAAACAGUCCAUGCUCUACGACAGGCUCAUUACUAACACCGCAGAAGCAGUUCUGCAGAAGAUGGAUGAUAUGCAGAAGAUGCGACGGAAGCUGAGAAGCAGCGACGCCAAAGAAGCGAAUCUUGGAAUUUAUUCAGGAGUGAAGAGGAAGACCACUGGAAAAGAAAAAGCAAGUGAUGAGGAUAAUCAAGAGAAUGACUACACUGAGGAGGAUGAUGACUGUGAUGAAGAUGAGGAGGAAGGAGAUGAUGAAGACGAUGAUGAUGUGGAGGAGGGAAAUCAGAAACGAUACGAGUUCAGGCAGCGCAAAGCUGUUGUCCGCUACCAGGCACCUCUUGAAGAACCUAGAAAACAAAGCAUGUUUUUCAACCGCCAUUCAACUGCCACCAGGAGAAGGUACUCGUUCAGAUCCUCUGGUCCCCGAAGCCUCUACAACAGGAGGAGGAGCAGCAGACGGAGACAUGCUAUCCACAGCAGUGACUCCACUUCAUCUUCAACACCUUCAUCUGAUGAGGGGGAUAAUGAUGAGGAAGAGCAAUUCCAAAGGCGCAGGAAUAAGAAUCGGAAUAGAUCAAUGAACAGAUGCCUACCAUUAAAUUUACGCAAGGAGGACUUGUUGGGAAUACACAAGGACAGAAUGAAGAUUGGGGCGAGUCUUGCUGAUGUUGACCCUAUGCAGAUUGAUCAGUCGGUGCGAUUUGACAGCAUUGGGGGUCUGUCAAGUCAUAUUUCUGCUUUGAAGGAGAUGGUGGUCUUCCCACUGCUUUACCCCGAGGUGUUUGAGAGGUUCAAGAUACAGCCACCAAGGGGCUGUCUGUUCUACGGCCCUCCGGGGACAGGGAAGACGCUGGUGGCACGAGCCCUGGCAAACGAGUGUAGCCAAGGGACCCGCAAGGUGGCCUUCUUCAUGAGGAAGGGGGCCGACUGUCUGAGCAAAUGGGUUGGCGAGUCAGAGCGGCAGCUCAGACUGCUGUUUGAUCAGGCGUAUCAGAUGAGGCCGUCCAUCAUUUUCUUUGAUGAGAUUGAUGGUCUUGCUCCAGUUCGAUCCAGUCGGCAGGACCAAAUACACAGCUCCAUCGUUUCCACUCUGCUAGCCCUCAUGGAUGGUCUGGACAGCCGCGGGGAGGUCGUAGUGAUUGGGGCUACUAACCGGCUAGACUCUAUUGACCCUGCGCUCAGGCGUCCUGGACGUUUUGACAGGGAGUUCCUCUUCGGCCUCCCAGACAGAGAAGCUCGGAAAGAAAUCCUGAAAAUACACACAAGGCAAUGGAAUCCCCAGCUUUCUCAUGCCUUCAUUGAAGAACUGGCUGACAAGUGUGUUGGGUACUGUGGUGCGGAUGUGAAAGCUGUGUGUGCGGAGGCUGCCCUCUGUGCUCUGCGUCGUCGCUACCCGCAGAUCUACGGAACUUCCGAGAAGCUGCAGUUAGACGUGGCCUCCAUCAGCAUCAGCAGCCGGGACUUUGUAGCGGCCAUGAGGAAGGUGGUGCCUGCCUCCCAGCGCGCCGUAUCGUCUCCAGCAAAAGCUUUGAUUCCCAUCGUGCAGCCCCUGUUGGCUGAUACUCUAGACCAUACCCUGAAAACACUAAAAAGGAUUUUCCCGCAUGCAGAAAUGACCAUCAAGAGAAAGCAGGACAGCGACAUCACCAUUCAUGUUUUGGAGGAUGAUCUGUUGUACAGUGAAGACGAGGGCCCCUCCUUGUGUGCGGAGGGAGCCAUUCAGAAGCAGCUCAACAAAGCAGAGAGUUUCCUGAACUUUAACCGGAGUGCUCUGCACCAGCCCACCUCCUAUCGCCCCAGACUCCUGUUGGUGGGCAGACCUGGCUCUGGCCAGAACUCCCACCUGGCGCCAGCGGUGCUCCAUGCCCUAGAGAAGUUCACAGUAUAUACACUUGACAUGGCUGUGUUGUUCGGGGUCAGCAGCACCUCCCCAGAAGAGGCAUGUGCUCAGAUCUUCUGUGAGGCGAAGAGAACAUCUCCCAGCGUCCUGUACAUCCCCUACAUCCACCAGUGGUGGGAAACGGUGAGCUCUGCAGUUAAAGCCACCUUCCUCAGUCUGCUCCAGGACAUCCCCUCCUUCGCUCCCAUUCUGCUACUGGCCACCUGCAGUGUGCCCUACGACUGCCUUUUCCAGGAGGUACAGGAUCUGUUUCGUGCUGAAUAUGGAGAAGUUUUCCACAUUUCACGGCCUACGCAAAAGGAGAGAAACAAAUUCUUUGAGGACCUAAUUUUGACUCAAGCUGCCAAAGCACCAGUAUCUAAGAAGAAGGCUGUGCUACAGGCUUUGGAGGUGCUGCCACUGGCGCCCCCGCCUGCCCCCCGUCAGCUGACAGAGGAGGAGCAGCAGCGUUUAGAGGAGCAGGAGGAGGACACUUUGCGGGAGCUGAGGCUCUUCCUGCGUGACGUCACCAACCGCCUGGCACUGGAUAAGCGUUUCAAGGCCUUCACCAAACCUGUAGAUGUGGAAGAGGUGCCCGAUUACACGACUGUGAUCAAGCAGCCCAUGGACCUGUCCACCGUGCUCUCAAAGAUUGACCUGCACAAGUAUGUGACAGUCAAAGACUUUUUACAUGAUGUUGACUUGAUCUGGCAGAAUGCACUGGAGUACAACCCAGACACAGACCCUUCUGACCGACAGAUCCGCCAUCGUGCUUGUGCUCUGAAAGACACUGUGCACGUAAUCAUCAGAGAUGAACUUGAUGAGGACUUUGAGAAGAUCUGUGAAGAGAUCAGGGAAUCUCGCAUUAAGAGAGGUUGUUCAACAUCAAGAUUUGCUCCGUCCUUUUACCACGUACAACCAAAGAGAAGCAUUUCUGACACCAAGAAUAGCAAUGCUGAGAUUGCAAAAGAUGCCCCCUCCUCCACUCCAAUUGCGGCAAGCACGCCCCGCUCAGCAGCAGCUCAGAAGAAGAAGCGCAAAAGAAGCGGUUGGAGUUCCGGCAUCAUUCGGAAGAAGAGGAAGUAUUCUUCCAAAGAGAGGGAUUCUGUUGAGUCUGAUGAAGAUGGGGAAGGUGAGGAUGGGAAGACGGCUGAGAGCGAAGACGGGGAGGAUGAAACUGGCCCCACACUAGCGUCAGGCCCUGAUGAGUCAAACUGUGGCAAGACCUUGCUGGAAUGCACAUUGGCUGAAGGGACAGAGUCUGAGCAUGGCAACGAGGUCCUCGUAGAGGAGGGAGACCCAGGGAAAAAGCUGUCCCCCAAAGCCACUGAGUCCAGCUUUAACACAGCUCUGUUUGAGCAGGAAUCCGGAACAGGAGUGGCUCGAAUUACCCGCGGGAAGAAGACUCAGGUGGAGCAACAGCAGCACAUCAAUGUGGAAAAAGCCUUGCAGAUCCUGGCUGAGAAAACCCCACAGCUUGUAGUUGAUCAUGACAAGUUGAAGGAAUUGUUGCAGAAAGUUGUUUCCAAGACUGAAGGGUAUGAAGUGUACCAACUAGAGAAACUUUAUGCCUUGUUGAGUCAGUGCAUCUAUAGACACCGGAAAGACUAUGAUAAAACCGAACUUGUUCAGGAAAUGCAAAAAGAAAUCAACAAUUUUUAAUUUUUCACAAGACAAAUUUAUUUUUUUUUAAACAGAAUCUUCUGUCCUUUAAUAUAUAAAGGCUAAAAUGGUUAUAUUUAGUAUAAAUAUACAGAUUGCAGAUUCCAGUAUUACUGAAUUUCAUGUAUUAAAUUUUUUUUUUUUCCUCCCUUCAAUGUUUUGUUUCUUGUUCUUCCUUUUUUGCCAUGGCUACAUCAAUAACAUGGAAUAAGUACAGAGCAUAUGGGAAAUCAGCAGAGCACAACACAGCCAAUGAGUUUAUGGUCCAUUAUGCACCAAUUACACCACAUGUUCCACAACGGGAAUGUCUGUCAUGCUUUGCGGGUGAUUUAACAGUGCCAGUUUAGUUUAAUUUCGAGGGG